GUGUUUUGGAAGGGAGGUACUAAAGUUAAUCCAGCAAUGCAGGAAGUAGCUAAGGUGUUGUCCCUGAAGGGGAAGGUGGCACUCAUCACAGGUGCCAGCUGGGGAAUAGGUGCUGCCACAAGUGCCUUAUUUGCUAAAAUUGGAGCGAAAGUUGCUCUUAGUGGGCGAAACCUGGACAAACUGAAAGUAACGGCAGAGCAGUGUGAUGAUGGCCAAAAUGGAAAGGCUUUCAUAGUGCCUGGUGAUAUAACCGAUGAAGCGGUGGCUAGAAACAUAGUACACGAUACAGUUGCACAUUUUGGGCAGCUGGAUGUGCUUGUGAACAAUGCUGGAAUAUUUGAAUUUGGCUCAGUUGAAAAUGCCACUCUGAAGCAGUUUGAUAGAAUCAUGAACACUAAUGUAAGAGCUGUUUUCUACCUUACUCAUCUGGCAGUGCCUCACAUAAUCAGAAGUAAAGGAAACAUUGUGAAUGUCUCCAGUCUUGCUGGGCUAAGAACAUUACCUGGCUUCUUGGCUUAUUGCAUGUCUAAAUCUGCAAUGAAUCAAUUCACAAGAGGUGCAGCAUUGGAACUGGCCUCAAAACAAGUGAGAGUGAAUGCUGUUUGUCCUGGUGUAAUUGUCACAGGCAUUCACUUACGAGCAGGCAUGGGUCGGGAAGAAUAUGCAAAGUUUCUUGAAGAGUGCAAGAGGGCUCAUGCCCUGGGAAGACCAGGUACAUCAGAUGAAGUGGCUCAGGCUAUUGCUUUUCUGGCUUCUGAUGCAGCUUCCUUUAUUACUGGAGUAACACUCCCUGUGGAUGGUGGACGACACGCAAUGGUUCCUGAAUGUGAACGACACAGCUGAUGGGACUUGAAUCUUGCCUCUUUUUAUGCUAUUGGAUAUUAAUCUGAUGCUGUGAGUUUCAAAACUGUUUGUGCAGCUGGAAUAAACUAAUAUAAAAAAAAUCUGAGUUUACUUUUUCA
Messenger RNA from Protopterus annectens (West African lungfish), 962 nucleotides. RefSeq names its product 3-oxoacyl-[acyl-carrier-protein] reductase FabG-like. The coding region runs from base 37 to 843 and encodes 268 amino acids. The transcript has 8 exons. NCBI's taxonomy places the organism in Eukaryota, Metazoa, Chordata, Ceratodontiformes, Protopteridae. The record is from RefSeq and is a predicted model, not a curated record. Gene Ontology annotation, molecular function: oxidoreductase activity.